AAUGAAUUAACUGAAAGUAGUUUUAAAACCAAUGAUACUAUUGAUUUAACAGAAAGUACACCAACUGAGACAACAGUCGAACUAACAAAUACUAGCGAAGAAAGUGAUCUUAACUCAGUUUUACUUACUUCACGAGAACCCUCCUGGGUUUGGGAACAUUUUUCAAAGGAAUAUAAUAAUAACAAUGAGAUUAUUUCAUUUAUAUAUACUAUAUGCAAACUUAAAUAUAAGUCAAUCAAUACGCCAGGAACGCUUGCUAAACAUCUACAUAAUAAACAUAGUAACUAUGUUGGUAAUCGACAAAGCACUCUUGAAAAAUUUAUAGAUAAGCCAUAUUCAAAAACAGAUCAACGAUACCGGCAACUUACAGAUACAAUUGUGGAUUUUAUAGUUUGCUGCCAGCUUCCUUUUUCUAUUGUUGAUAAUAUAUAUUUUAUUACAAUGUUAAAUAAACUUGAUGGACGAUACCAAGUACCUUCUCUUAUACAAGUAUUAGAUCAGGCCAAAAUUACUAAAAAGUUGUUGGGAAUUACAACUGAUAAUGCAUAUUCGAUGAUAGCUGCAGGGCGGGAACUUAAAGAAACUCUAGAUAAUUAUGAAUUAGUUCAUCAGAGAUGUGCAGCGCAUAUACUCAAUAUUGCUAUACAACAUGGUUUGCAGUUAGCAUCAAUAACUAUAAAAAGAGUUCGAGAUUUUGUAACAAAAAUUCGGCAUUCAACAAGAUUAAGUGAGUCUUUAAAAACAAUUUAUAAACUUGAAAAUAAGCCUGAAUUAAGACCUGAUUUAGAUAUAGAGACGCGGUGA
Molecule: messenger RNA, 804 nt
Organism: Racocetra persica
Lineage: Eukaryota; Fungi; Glomeromycota; Glomeromycetes; Diversisporales; Gigasporaceae
Source: the annotation of a GenBank genome assembly